UUACCACCAUUGCCAUGGCAACCUCAAAGAGUAUCCCAGAAGCACGUGCUCCAUCUCUCAUUGGCUUGCGUCCCAAACCCGCGUGAGGGUCGGGGGCGAGCGUGCGCGUAACCAUAACGACGCCCAAGCAUGCACGAUUCCGUAUUAAAAACUCUACACGUUAGAGCUGACCCGAGCAAACCGGACUGCACCGGCACCCGGCUGUUUAACGGCCCUGUCCCAAACAUGUCAGUGCUCUACAGCAGGGCUGCAGCUCCAACACACUCCAUCUGCAACCCAAAGUGCGCCUUGAUAGGAAGGAGCUGGUGAUUUGGAGCUCAUUCGUUUUGUGAUUCUCUGUAAGCCCUGAAGCUGCUCAGGCAGAACAACUCAAAGGGUCUCACUUUCUAAGGAGUGAUGUUCACUCUGUCAGAGCUCUGGUCUGUUACUGAGAGACAGGGUCACUAUAAGCUGCUGAAGCCAUGGUGGGAGGUCUUUAUGGACUAUUUGGUGCUCCUCAUGCUCAUGGUGUCAAUCCUAGCUGGGACUCUGUUACUGUCACAAGACGGGGUGGUGUGUGUCCCUGUAUGCUCCACCUCAAGCAACUCCACCGAUUCUUUCGGAAUUCACUCGGAUCCUGUCACAUCUCAUACUGCAUCAAGUGUCCCUAUACCCAAGAGUCUGGCUAAAGGCAUUCGGACUGACCUUGACUACCAGCAGUACGUCUAUGUGAGCGCUGUAUGCUACCACGAGGCUCUGCCGUGGUUCUCACGCUUCCUGCCCUAUGUUACCUUACUGCAAUCAUUGCUACUCUUGGCUAGUGGUUCUUUCUGGUUCCACUUUCCGCUCACCUCAGCUCGUAUUGAGCACUUUUUAACCAUCCUUGCCAAGUGCUGUGAGUCUCCUUGGACCUCCAGGGCACUUUCCCAUGCUGCCAAGCUAGACAGAGCACAUCACAGUCACCCUUCAGAAGAGGACAAAGUGACAAGGACCCAAGUGCCUCACAUACCUAAAUUUUUUACUCGAAAGUCUAGCCUAGACUCAGGGACUGACAGCCCCCUUUUAGCCAGGGCAGGCAAUACCUCCGCCCAGCCUUCCCCAUGUCCAUCUAAUUUGUCUCACUGCUCUACAUCAUCCUCUCUGUCAAUGGUAGAACCUGCUUCCCUGCAUAAGGUAGCUACUGUUCUUCCAGAAAGAUCUAGCACAGGACCAACACUGGACCGGAGUGAUGGAGAACAGGCCAGAGCUCUGUUUGAGAGAGUCCGCAGGUUCAGGGCCCACUGUGAAAGCUCCAAUAUCAUUUACAAGGUGUACACAGCUCAGACCGUCUUCAAAGUGCUGAAGUUCAUUGUGAUCGUAAGCUACACCAUACCUCUGCUGGGCUCCAUCUCUUUCACCCACACCUGCCAGCCCCAUUCCCAAGCUUUAACAGGAUACAGGACCUUCCAGUGCAGCCACCUGCUAUCAUCUGUCCUGCGCAAGCUAAUGAAAGCCUACGUCUGUCUCAUGGGCCUUUAUGGCCUGCUGGGUGUUUACACCCUUUUCUGGAUUUUCCACAAGUCUCUGAGACAGUACUCAUUCCAACAACUGCACGAAAUAGGUUCCAUGUUGGACGCUCCAGACCUGUGUAAUGACCUGGCCUUCUUGUUACACAUGACGGAUCAGUACGACCCCCUGCUGGCUCAGCGUCUCUCGGUUUUCCUGUCUCCUGUCAGCGAGACUCGGCUGAUGGAGGAGAACUUGGAUCGUCGCUGGAACGCCACUCGUCUGCGCUCGAUGAUAACCUCUGAUCACAAAGGGCGCCCCCUGCUGCAGCUGGUGGCUGUUCCACACCUCCCUCCUGCUCUCUUCACCCUGAGCCAGCUGGAAGUGCUAAAGCUGGAGUUAAUUGGAGAUGCUAAGCUAACAUCACAGAUCUCCAAUAUGACUGCCUUAAGGGAGCUUCAUUUGUACCACUGCUCAGCUACAGUGGAGUCUGGUGCUCUUACGGUCCUCCGGGAGCGUCUAGAAUCUCUGCACCUCACCUUCACCCAAGCUGCAGAGGUGCCUGGCUGGAUGUAUUCAUUGCGCAACCUGCAGGAGCUCCACCUGAGUGGACGAGUGGCCAGUGAGGGCACGAUUGGGCGUGGCUGGGCACUGGGCAGUCUACGCUAUCUACGUCACCUUCGGGUCCUCACAUUACGUGGCACGCUCCAGAGAAUCCCAUCAGAACUGAGCGAGGUUUCAGGCAGCUUGCUGCAUUUAGAGAUCCACAACGAAGGUGCCAGGUUGUUGGUGCUAACGGGUCUGCGACGUCUGGUGGGAUUGACUGAACUGGUGCUGCAGGGAUGCCAACUCGAGAGAUUACCUUCUGCUUUGCUAGCUCUGACAGGAUUACGCAGUUUGGACCUGCAGCACAACAGCCUGAGGACAUUGGAGGAACUGCUAGGCCUGCAGCAUCUGAGGCGUCUUUCCUGCCUACGGUUGGCCCACAAUCGCAUACUGGCUGUUCCUACCAGUGUGGGAGUUCUCCGGGCCUUGGAGCACUUGGACUUAGCACACAAUGAGCUGCGGAGUCUCCCACCAGCUCUUUUCACAAUCCAUCGACUCCGGCACCUUCUGCUGGCUGGGAACCUGCUUGAUGAGCUGCCUGCUGAAGUAGGGGCAAUCACUCACCUCGUUGAACUCGACCUGAGCAGGAACAGACUUGAGAGACUUCCAGACACUCUUUUUGCCAACUGUAAAGAGUUGCGUAUUUUGAAUUUGGCUAACAACUCCCUAGGAUUCCUGAACGUGGGAUUAGGCUCUUUGAGGCAUCUUUCCAAGCUGGAUAUACGAGGAAACAGCCUUGAGGAACUUCCAGUUGAGCUCGGUUGCUGCUCAGGGCUUCGUGGAGGUGGUUUGCUAGUGGAGAGCUGGCUGCUUCACACUUUGCCGGGUCACAUCAGGGACUUCUUGCAGCAGCCGUCCUGUGCUUCUUCCGAGGCAAAUUCCCGCCCUUGUUCGGACAUUUUCCCCGCCUUCUCCGCCACCCAGUGGAGCUUCCUUUCCUCUGUAGAAUCAAGCAUAUAGUUAAGAAGAGAUCCGAACAAUGCAUGCAACCUUUGGCUUGGCAAAUUUCUCUUGCUGAAAGCAAAACGCAGAAUUAUUGCCACAGUCUUAUGAUGCAUAAGUAAACCGAGUUCAGGAUCGAACCAGACUGAAAUGAUAACUGGGAAUAUUUAGCUCAACAUUAAAAAAUGAUUAUUAAUCACAAUUACUUCAGCAGUUUAGGAAGUGAUUUAACCACGUUAUUAUUUUUAUCAUUUUUAUAAUCAGUAAAAAAAACAUAUUUACAUAACACUGCAUAUUAUAACCCUUUACAUGGUAACUAAAUAAUGAAUACCAGAAUAAAAUGUUACCAAAUGAAGUAACUUUAGCAAAGCACGGUUAGUCGUGCUGGAAUAAUAUUGGAUAAUAUGCUGACAAAGUGAUUUAAUAGUUUGUGAUUUAAUAAUAAUGACUUUAAUAAUAUGUUUAAAAUUAGUCUUUCUAUACAGCAUCGUCGUUUACAUGCCAAUGCCGUGCCUACCCAAGAUUCUGAUGUCUGUUACAUACUGUAUCAAAUUGAAGGCUACUGAGUCGUAUUAUAUCCUAUAGCAAAGAUUCGUUCAUUUUCUAUCGCUUAUCCGAACUUCUCGGGUCACGGGGAGCCUGUGCCUAUCUCAGGCGUCAUCGGGCAUCAAGGCAGGAUACACCCUGGACGGAGUGCCAACCCAUCGCAGGGCACA
This is a messenger RNA of Tachysurus fulvidraco (yellow catfish), 3728 nucleotides long. Its product is annotated as volume-regulated anion channel subunit LRRC8D. The record is from RefSeq and is a predicted model, not a curated record. Gene Ontology annotation, molecular function: protein binding. NCBI's taxonomy places the organism in Eukaryota, Metazoa, Chordata, Actinopteri, Siluriformes, Bagridae. The coding region runs from base 397 to 3030 and encodes 877 amino acids. The transcript has 5 exons.